Molecule: messenger RNA, 1062 nt
Organism: Camellia sinensis
Lineage: Eukaryota; Viridiplantae; Streptophyta; Magnoliopsida; Ericales; Theaceae
Source: RefSeq, a predicted model, not a curated record
AUGGAUUUUCUGGGAGUGGAUUCAGAUGGUAGUGCAUGUGGACUUUUAUGCAUUUGGAGGCCAGAAGUCUUUAAGCUUAGAGAUUGUUGUUGUAGUAAGAAUUUUAUUCUUCUAUUAGGUGCAUCUUGUCUUUCUUUUGAGUGUGUCAUAGUCAAUAUUUAUGCCCCAAAUGAGAUUGUGGGUAGAAGAAAGUUAUGGGAGGUUUUGGUAAAUGUACACCCUCAUUAUCCAAAUCCUUGGUGUGUGGGGAGGGGGGACUUCAAUGAAAUUAGAUUCAUCAAUGAGAGGAGAGGGUGUUCUAGAAGGGAGAGGGGGAUGCAGGAUUUUAAUGACCUUAUUGUCAAAUUGGAAUUAACAAAUCAGCCUUUGUUAAGUAAACAAUUCACCUGGUGUAAUGCAUUGGAUGAGGAAAGAUGGAGCAAGAUAGAUAGAUUCCUGUUGGAUUCUAGGUGGCUAGAAAAGUUCUCCUUUAAGCGAUGGGGUUUACUUAGACCUUUAUCAGAUCACUGUCCUAUUUUGUUGAAGGAGGAUGAAAGGGAUUGGGGUCCCAAACCCUUCAAGUUCUUAAAUCCUUGGCUUUCACAUCCUACCUUUAUGCCUGGAGUUAAACAAAUUUGGGAAAACAAUCAGGUGUCAAAAUGGGCUAGGUUUAAACUCAUGAGGAAACUGAAUGAUUUAAGAUCUCAUUUAAGUGUGUGGAACAAGGCGGUGUUUGGCAAUAUUGAUUCUCUUCUCAAGUCAGCUGAAGAGGAGUUGCAUGAUUGGGAUCUGAAGGCAGAGUCGGGGUCUCUAGAUGAUGAAGCUAUUAGAAGAAGAAGAGAAGCUAGAAGUUUGGUAUGGAAAUUAAGCAGAGAUAAAGAGAGGUUAUGGCAUCAAAAGUCCAUAAUGCUUUGGGCUCAAAAUGGUGAUAAAAGCACUAGGUUUUUCCACAUUAUGGCUAGCAGGAGACAGAGCAAGAACUUGCUAGAUUCAGUUUGUGUGGAGGGGGUGUGCUUUGAGGACCCUGCUCAAAUUAAACAGGCUGUGGUUAGGCAUUUUAGAAAGCAGUUUAUGGAGAAUUAG